AUGUCAAUUGAAAGAGAAAUUUUAUCAAAUAGUUUGGAACCAACCAACUAUGAUAUUUCAUUAGAACCAAAUUUCACUGACUUUACUUUCAAUGGAGAAAUUGUCGUUGAUUUGAAAUGUAAUGAACCAAGUAAAGAUAUUCAAUUGAAUACUUCAGAGAUUGAAUAUUUCACUAUUAAAGUUGAUGAUGUUGAAAUUGACGCCAAAGAUUAUUCAAUUGAUGAAUCUUUGGAAAGAUUAAUCAUUAAUCAUGAAGUUUCCAAAGAUGUAAAGUUAUAUAUCAAAUUUAAAGGGAUCUUAAAUGAUAAUAUGUGUGGAUUCUAUAAAUCUUCAUAUGAAGAAGAUGGUAAGACCAAAUAUUUAGCUACCACUCAAAUGGAAGCUGUUGAUUGUCGUAAAGCUUUCCCUUGUUUCGAUGAACCAGCCGUUAAAUCAACUUUUGAAAUCUCAUUGAUUGCUGAUAAAGAAUUAACUUGUUUAUCCAAUAUGGAUGUUAAAUCAACUGAAGAUUUAGGUGAAAAGAAGAAAGUUGUGUUCCACAAAACUCCUAAAAUGUCUACUUACUUAGUGGCAUUCAUUGUAGGAGACUUGAAAUAUGUUGAAAACAAUGAUUAUAAUGUUCCAAUUAGAGUUUAUUCAACUUCUGAUGAACAUUUAGGUAAAUAUGCUGCUGAUAUCACUGCUAAAACUUUAAAAUUCUUUGACAAAGCUUUUGAUAUUCCUUAUCCUUUACCAAAAUGUGAUUUGGUAGCUAUUCAUGAUUUUGCUGCUGGUGCUAUGGAAAAUUAUGGAUUGAUAACUUUCAGAACAGCUGAAUUAUUAAUUAAUCCAGAAGAAGCCAAUGCUAAUGUUUUAAAAAGAAUCACUGAAGUGGUAAUGCAUGAAUUAGCUCAUCAAUGGUUUGGAAACUUAGUUACUAUGGAAUGGUGGGAAGGUUUAUGGUUAAAUGAAGGUUUCGCUACUUGGAUGUCAUGGUAUGCUUGUGAUUCAUUAUAUCCUGAAUGGAAAGUUUGGGAAAGUUAUGUUACUGAUGAUUUGCAAGCAGCUUUAUCAUUAGAUGGUUUAAGAUCAUCCCAUCCAAUUGAGAUUCCUUUGAAAAGAGCUAAUGAUGUUAAUCAAAUUUUUGACUCUAUUUCUUAUGCUAAAGGUUCUUCAUUAUUAAAAAUGAUCAGUGUUUGGUUAGGUGAAGAAACUUUCGUUAAAGGAGUUUCAAAUUAUUUAAAGAAAUUCAAAUGGGGUAAUACUAAAACCACUGAUUUAUGGGAUUGUUUAAGUGAAGCUAGUGGUAAAGAUGUUAAUAAUGUUAUGGGAGUUUGGACUAAAAAUAUGGGUUACCCUGUUGUUUCUGUGAAAGAAUUAGGUAAUCAAGAAUUUGAAAUCACUCAAAAUAGAUUUUUAACUACUGGUGAUGUUAAACCUGAAGAAGAUGAAAUUGUUUAUCCAGUUUUCUUAUCCAUCAAAACUGAUGAAGGCAUAAAGAAUGUGGAAUUAUUUGAAAAAUCAACUAAAAUCAAAUUAGAUGGUGAUUUCUUUAAGAUUAAUGCCAAUCAAGCUAAUAUCUAUAGAACUGCUUAUGAAUUAGAUAGAUGGGUUAAAUUAGGUUCUGCUGCUGAUAAAUUAAGUGUUGAAGAUAGAGUUGGUUUAGUCACUGAUGCUUAUGCUUUAUCAACUGCUGGUAAUAUUCCAACCACAAGUUUCUUAAAUUUAGUUAAAUUAUGGACUAAUGAAGAUAGUUAUGUUGUUUGGGAAGGUAUUAUUGGUAAUUUAGCUUCUAUUAGAGCCAACCUUAUAUUUGAAGAUGAAGCUAUUAGAAAUGCUUUGAAUAAAUUCAUCUUAUCAUUAAUUAAAUUCAAAUUAGCUGAAAUUGGUAGUGAAUUCAAUGCUAAUGAUUCUUAUGCUUUAACCAAAUUGAAAACCACCUUAUUUAAUACUGCAGCUGGAUGUGAAGAUGCUAAAUAUAUUGAAAUCUGUCAACAAUAUUUCCAAGAUUUCCUCAAUGGUAAAAAGAUUCCUUCACAAAUUAAAGAUUUGGUUUUCGUAGUAGCAGCUAAGUAUGGUGAUGAAACCACUUUAGAUCAAAUUCUUAACAUUUAUAAAAAAGCAUCAUCUAUUGACGAAAAAUUAGAUGCCUUAAAAGCUUUAGGUAGAUUCAAAAACCCAGAAUUAAAGAAUAGAGCUAUUGGUUACUUAACUGAUUAUGAUUUAGUUAAAAAACAAGAUAUUUUUAGACUUUUAGCAAGUCUUAGAGGUGACAAAGAAGGAAUUGAAGCUAUUUGGAAAUGGUUUACCGUCAAUUAUAACAAACUUUUGGUGGAUUUCCCUCCUGAAGGUUCAAUGUUUAGCUAUAUAGUUAGAUAUUGUGUUUCAGGAUUCACUAAACAAUCUCAAAAAGAUGAAGUUGAACAAUUCUUCAAAGAUAAAGAUACUCAGUUCUAUGAUAAGAAUUUAGAUCAAGCUUUAGAUAAAGUUUCAUCAACUAUUAACUGGAUUGAUCGUGAUUUAGAAUCAGUUAAAUCUUGGUUAAGUACAAAUGGUUAUAAGUUAUGA
Messenger RNA from Yamadazyma jaroonii, 2547 nucleotides. The record is from the annotation of a GenBank genome assembly. NCBI's taxonomy places the organism in Eukaryota, Fungi, Ascomycota, Pichiomycetes, Serinales, Debaryomycetaceae.